This is a messenger RNA of Coregonus sp. 'balchen', 3043 nucleotides long. The record is from the annotation of a GenBank genome assembly. NCBI's taxonomy places the organism in Eukaryota, Metazoa, Chordata, Actinopteri, Salmoniformes, Salmonidae.
AUCACAUCCGGCCAGACCCUACAUUCUCUUGGAUCUGUUAGAAACACUUGUACUUGGGUCUGUUAUUUCUUCACUGUCUUCUUCUUCUCUGCUCAGGAGCAGUGGGUUUAGAAGGAGCUGACAGAAGGACUGCUACCAUGGCUGAUGGAGAGGGAUCCACCUGUCUUAUGGUCAUUCUCAUCCUGGGGAAUAUUUUUGGAGCUGUAAGAUUUGCACUUGAUUUUAUUCCUAUAGUAACUGUAUUUUUAAAGUAUUGUUUAAUCAAAUGGAACAAAUGGUAGACAAAUGGUGUGCAGAUCUAUGGUGUUUUCCUAAACACUAAAAUCCAGAAGUUUACUACAGUACAUUAGCAUUGCUUUCUGUUCCCUUUCAGCUCUAUACUGUACCGGUUAUUGCCUCUUUCAAUUGUAGGAUCCUGGUAUAAUAAUGGUUUACAAUUUGUUAUAACAACUCUUAAUAUAUAUGUUAUUACCUCUUAUAAUAGGCAGCAGGUCUUGCCCUUUGCGCUCUGGCCAUCUGGGUUGCAGUAGAUGGAUACAAUCUCUACCCUAUAUCUGAUGUGUCUGGGAAAGAUGACAUCUUUGCUGGGGCCUGGAUUGCCAUUUUCACAGGCUUUGCCUUCUUCUGCAUGUGUGUCUUUGGUAUCUUGGCUGCUGCGAAGAAGAGCCGUGCCUUAAUGCUAACAGUAAGACUUUGAAACUAAAUUCAUCACAAUUUAUUUGGUCACAGAAGUUCUUCAUUUGUUCAUCUGAACACUGCUUCAAAAUAUAUCAUUCAAGUGUAAUAUACUGUAUGCCUAUAUUUCUUUCCCUGUUGUUCUUUUCAAUUAAAGGAAACUAUUUAUUUUGUGAUUUUUACAGUAUCUGAUCUUGAUGUUGAUCAUCUACAUAUUUGAGUGUGCCUCAUGUAUCACUGCAGUCACCCACAGAGACUAUGUGAGUACAUGGGAACUGGGCAACUUGGGGUACCUUCACAUUGUUUGACAAGCACAAUGCUAGAAACACACAUUUGAAAUGUAUUCUCCUGUUUUGUCUCAUCCUCACCUAUGUGCUGUUUGUAGCUGGUUGGAAACAGUAAUCUGGUGAAGAAGCAGAUGCUGAAGUACUAUACAGCCGACGGUGACUCUGGCAGUCGGAUCACACUGACAUGGAACAAAGUGAUGAGAGAGGUGACUGGUCACCAAAUCAAAGGAAUCUGUCAUAGGAUAAUCUGACCAAUCAGAGCCCCAACACACAUUCCAAACAGACGACUAGCCCAAAGACAACUAAACCUAGGUUAUUGUGUGGAGUAUAUGUUAGGAAAAGGUAUCACCUUCCACUAACACACACAUGCACAUUCAUACACACACAUGCACACACCCUUGGCAGUAGCAGAUGAAUUGUCAGCUCUGACAUGACAUAGCAUGCCCCUCUCUCUCCGUCAUCAAUGCCAGAGUCCCACUACGUCUCUGCUGGGUGAACUGGUUUGGACAGCCCCAUAGUGUGGGAAAGACAAGGGAUGGGAUCAGUUUACUGCACAGGGACAGAAACAACCACUGUGUUGAUGUAGCUAGGAUAAAGAAUGUAGAUCAGAGGGCCACAGUAGACAAUUGUCACAGUAAACAUAUGUAUCAGUUCUACAAUUCCUUAUAAAGUAGCUCACUCAGUUUGAGUGAAGUGAGUUUAGUCUGUCACAAUAUCAGUUUGACCACUGACUAACUAAACUAGUCCUGUUUGAUUGAAGAAUCUUCCUCACCCAUGUAUUGUUUCUACAACAUCCUCCCUUCCCCUAUUUCAGGUGGGGUGUUGUGGAACAGACAGCCCAGUGGACUGGAUAGAGUACAACUCCACCUUCAGGGGGAAGUUUGGUACAGACUACCCCUGGCCCAUCCACUGCUGCAAGAGGAAGAACAACUACGAGGUGGUGAAUGUGGAGGCCUGCAAGAUCGGCCAGAACACCACCAUGUUCACUCAGGUGAGAAAACCCCAUUCCCAUUCCCUAACCCAUAAGAUAUUCUCUGGUUCUCUGAUUCUCACUUGAAGGCUCAGUAUUUUAGUAGCUCAUAACUGCAGAUCUAGGAUCUGGUUAUACAGUACCUGCCAUUAAUUAUAACUGUACUGUAACUAAUAACAGUAUGAAAAAUAUCUGACCCUGUACAGUAUCAGUGGUUAGGGGUAGUUUCACCUCCCACUUGAAGUAAGCACAUUGUUGCAUGUCCUUGAACCAACUUGGCACAUGGCUAUCCUGUUUACAACCUCUAUCUUUCUACCCAGGGCUGCUUCAACCACAUUGAGUCUGUGUUCAGUCGAUAUACAUGGGCUAUCAGCUGGUAUGGUUUCGCUGUGCUAAUGUUUGUGGUGAGUUUUCAGUUGGUCUACUUAGGUUGGUAAAUAGUUAAGUAUUCAGUUGCAACAGUGUCAUUACUCGAAAACUGUUUAUCUGACACUUUUGGAUACUACACAACAUACAGUAGAGACAUUAUCAUAACAUAAAGUCUAACAACACUCGCACUUUCUUGCUGUAAGUCUAACGUUCCCUUUUCUUUAUUUGAUUCAGUUCUGGCUGUUGAUCCUGGCCAUGGUGUACUACCUGAAGCUAUGAGAAGUCUGGAGGUGAUGUCUCUAACACAUGUUUUUGACUUUCUGCUGAAGCCACACCAACCCUCAAUUCAGCAACUACCUCCUUUCUUAAAUAACAAAUGAUUGUGGUAAUGAUGACAGAAAAGUAUUUCUGAUAUAUAGAGAAUUAACACUGUGUAGGGAUUUUCCAUGUUUUUAGGUAAAUGGUCUCGAAUUUGUAUAUUUUAUUUAUGUUAAUUUUCUUAAUGGUUUAUUGCGCUGUAAAUGCUAGAUGAACAAAUGGUGAUUGGUCCGAGAACUUCACUGUCCUAACUGCUUUGGUAAUGGGAUAGAUAUAUAGUUCUUAUCAUAGAAUGUAAGAGAAAAUGAUUCACAUGACUGUUGUACAUUUCAGAUUUGUAUACCCUGUUCCAUUUCUUGUUGAAUUGUGUUAUAUUAUUAACAGAGAUCAAAGUUCAGGGAUUCUUGAAAGUCAGGACAAUCCU